AUCUGUCGAUCCUGUCGCAUGUCGACUGUCGAGUUGUCACUUGUCUGUUGUCAAAAAAUGUCAGCCAACAAGGAAACUAACCUUGUACAGGCUUAUGUAGAAUUAAAUAAAUUUUGUCAGAGCAGUGACUAUGAAAGGGCGUUAAAAGCAGCAGGAAAAGUUCUGCAAAUAGCGCCCAAUGAGCAAAAGGCAUUCCACUGCAAGGUGGUCUGCUUCAUCCAGCUCCACAACUUCAAGGAGGCACUGACCGUGCUCAGCAACACUAAGAAUGCGGCCCUGGCGGCAGACCUUGUGUUUGAGAAGGCGUACUCGCAGUACAGGCUCAACUGCCCUAAGGAGGCUCUGGAGACUGUGGACAGCGCUCAUGAGUUGACACCAGCUUUAAAGGAAUUAAGGGCUCAAAUCUUAUACCGACUGGAGCAGUACCAAGACUGCUACAACCUUUACCGGGAUAUCGUGAAGAAUACCACUGAUGACUAUGAGGACGAGAGGAAGGCCAACAUGUCUGCUGUUGUGGCCAACUUGGCUGCCAUCAAUCCAUCAGCAGAUUUACCAACGUUUGAAGAGAGUACGUACGAACUAUCGUACAAUGCAGGCACCACACUUGCUCUACGCGGCAAGUACAGCGAGGCCUUGCCCGUGCUCAAGAGGGCUGAGCAAGCUUGUGCAGAGAGCGUCAUUGAGGACGGAGGCACUGAGGAGGAGGCAAAGGAAGAAGCUGCCAUCAUCAGAGUGCAGCAAGCUUACUGCCAACAACAGAUGGGCAAGGAAAAGGAAGCAGCCUCAUUGUACCAGAAUGUUUUGAAGGACAAGCCCUCCGACCAGGCACUCAUUGCCAUUGCUAGCAACAACCUGGUUGUCAUCAAUAGGGAUACCAACGUAUUCGAUUCCCGGAAGCGUAUGAAAGCCGCCACCCAAGACGGCCUGGAACACAAGCUGAACUCUCGACAGCGCGCCAGCAUUGCGUACAAUCAGGCCAUAUUGGCUAUCUAUUCCAAUCAGCCGGACUUCUGCAAGCAAUGUUGUGUGAAACUAAGCCGGGAGUUCAACCAGGAGCGAAGGGCGGCUUUGGUGGAGGCCUCCUCGCUUGUCAAAGAGGGGAAACGUGCGCAAGCCGUCACUUUACUGCUCAAACACGGAGGACUACUUACCUUAGCCGCUGCACAGGUCUUAUUGGCUCAGGGUGACCGCAAAGCAGCGGUCAAGCUGUUAGAGGAAAGUGAGUUCAAGUACAGACCGGCUAUCAUUGGCCUGCUGUGUACCUUGCUCACUGCCGACAAUGAGUAUGAGAAAGCUUCCAAGCUGUUCCAAGACGUUUAUGAACAUUACAAGGACGAUAAGGAGAAAGUGUUAUCCCUCCGCAACAUAUGGCGCGCGGCGGCUGAAGCUCACCAGAGAGCUAACAACACGGCGGCGGCCGCCAUCGCGCACGAGGCGCUCGCGGCGGCGGCGCCGGGCGACAAGCGUAGUCUCGCGAGGCUCGUCAAGGCGUUGGUCGGGGACCCGGACAGAGCGAGGAAGUUGGCUGCCGGCUUGCCGCCCAUAUCCGAGUUGGAGAGCAAAAUCGACGUAGACGCGUUGGAAUCCUCCAAAUGGAUGAUGGGAGCCAAAGUCGUUAAGAAAACUGUUCAGAGCAAGCAAGAACAGUCGCCCGGAACGCCCGGUUCAGAGUUGGGCCAAAAGACGAAGGCCAAACGCAAGCGCAAGACCAAGUUGCCGCCCAACGCCGACCUCUCCAGACCUCCCGACCCGGAAAGAUGGUUACCCAAGUACGAGCGUACCGCGUACCGCAAGCGGCGCGGCAUUCGCCGUGACGUCAUCAAGGGCAGCCAGGGGAUGACCACUAACGCGGUCGACCAAUAUGACAUGAGUAAGCAAACUCCGAGCGCCACAGCGACGGCGGCAAAGAGUCCACGCGUGGAACCCAAGUCCAUGGACAGCGCGUGGCAACGCAAGCAGCAACAGAAGAAGAAGGGCAAGGGGAAAGGGAAGUGGUAGACUCUACCCAUAAACUACAUAUACCAAUAUAUUAUACAGUUUAUAUCGCUUA
Molecule: messenger RNA, 2050 nt
Organism: Maniola jurtina (meadow brown)
Lineage: Eukaryota; Metazoa; Arthropoda; Insecta; Lepidoptera; Nymphalidae
Gene: Srp72
Product: signal recognition particle subunit SRP72
Exons: 13
Coding region: 19-1998 (659 amino acids)
Biological process (GO): SRP-dependent cotranslational protein targeting to membrane
Cellular component (GO): signal recognition particle, endoplasmic reticulum targeting
Molecular function (GO): 7S RNA binding; ribosome binding; protein binding
Source: RefSeq, a predicted model, not a curated record